AUGAGUGCCCUACUUGAAACCUCUCUGGGCGAUAUCGUGAUCGACCUGCUGGUCGACGAAUCGCCCAAAGCCUGUGAAAACUUCCUGAAGCUCUGCAAAAUCAAAUAUUACAAUUUUACGCCCAUCCACAGCGUCCAGAAAGACUUCAGUUUCCAAACCGGCGACCCGCUGGGCCCUGACGCGCCCGGCAGCGAUGGCGGCUCUUCGAUCUGGGGCGUUCUCGACGGCCCCGCGAAACGCACCUUUCCGAUUGAAAUUCCACCGAAGAUGAAGCAUACCGAGCGCGGAACCGUCAGUAUGGCUACGGUGCCCUCGCCGAACGAUCCAGAUCAACGGGUGGCUGGCAGUCAAUUCUUGAUCACGCUAGGCGAGAACUUGGACUACCUGGACGGCAAGGCGGCCAUCUUUGGCAAGGUUGUCGAGGGGUUUGACGUGUUGGAGAAAAUCAAUGGGGCAUUUGUGGAUAAUCGUGGUCGGCCGUUGAAAGAUAUUCGGAUUCGUCAUACGGUUGUUCUGGAUGACCCCUUUGAUGAUCCUACCGGACUUGUGGAGCCACCUGAAAGUCCUCUGCCAACAAAAGCGCAAUUGGAUACUGUGCGCAUCGCCGAUGAUGAGGACCUCGAUGAGGAAAUGGACGAGGAGGCCAUGGAGAAGCUGCGUCGCGAGCGGGAGGCACGUGCUCAGGCGUUGACGUUGGAGAUGGUGGGUGAUUUGCCUUUUGCCGACGUCAAGCCUCCUGAGAAUGUACUUUUCGUAUGCAAGCUAAACCCUGUCACACAAGGUUCGUGGUGGUCGCGCAUCUUAAUUCUUGAAACUCGAAGAGGCUGUCAACUGACUCGGCAUAUAGAUGAGGAUCUACAAUUGAUCUUCAGCCGCUUUGGUACAAUCCUGUCCUGUGAAGUCAUUCGAGACAAGCGCACUGGAGACAGCCUACAAUACGCCUUUGUUGAGUUUGAGAACCAAAAGGACUGCGAGCAGGCCUAUUUCAAGAUGCAGGGCGUUUUGAUCGAUGACCAUCGGAUUCACGUUGAUUUCUCCCAGAGUGUCUCCAAACUUUCCGACACCUGGCGUAAUGCAACAGUCGCCAAGCGUCAGCAGCGCGGUGGAUUCGGCGGUGUCGCCGACCUUGAACAGAAACGCCAGUACCGAGUAUCGGAUGAUACACAGGCCAAGAACGGAGACCGAGCGUACAACAUGGUCUUUGAUCGGUCGCGACCAAAUCGUGGAGCACCACCUCCUUCGAGUGGUGCUCCCCGCAGCAACCGCCGGCCAUCACGCAGCCCUCGAAGAGACUCACACCGCGACCGGCGCAGCAGCCGCAGUCCUCGGGGCCGAGACUCUCAUCAAUCCCAUUAUCGGCGACGAGUUUCAAGUAGGAGUCCAGGCCGUCGAGACUUUGACCGAAGGGAUCGGGAUCGUGAUCGGGAGCGCAGCGACCGCGGGAACGAACGGCGACAUCGAGAUGACCGACGGGAUGCAGAUCGACCUCGUCGAGAUGAUCGAUAUGAGCGACGGCGAUGA
Penicillium diatomitis is the source of this 1521-nucleotide messenger RNA. Its product is annotated as PPIL4 family peptidylprolyl isomerase. The transcript is spliced from 3 exons. Bases 1 to 1521 code for a protein of 506 amino acids. Gene Ontology annotation, cellular component: nucleus. The record is from RefSeq and is a predicted model, not a curated record. Gene Ontology annotation, molecular function: RNA binding; peptidyl-prolyl cis-trans isomerase activity. Gene Ontology annotation, biological process: protein peptidyl-prolyl isomerization. Lineage: Eukaryota; Fungi; Ascomycota; Eurotiomycetes; Eurotiales; Aspergillaceae.